GGACUGCGCAAGCAGCAAAGCGAGCGUAAGCGAGCGUUUGAUGCUUGUAUUAAAUUAUACAGAAAGAUGAAUGUGUAGUUACUCUUCAGGGAACAGUGACAGUGGGCAUAUUCGAUCCACGUGAUGUAAACUAACUUUAAUAUUUUGUCCCCGAACUUUUCGACGACACUUCACCAGCAGCCAGCACGCAGCCAGAACCCACCCACUCAUCUAGCGGCCGUAAUUCCCACUGGCAAUGGAGUUCACCUGUCAGAAAUGUGCGCAAGCACUCCGACUGGGAAUUCGGCCACAUCUUUCCUCAAUCCGGGCGCGGACCCUUCCCCGCCUCGGACAGCGAUAUCAGCAGCUUAGCACACAGACUGCCGGUUUUCACACCCCUCAAGCAGGCUCAGGCUCACGAGCCAGCAAGAUUAGCACUGGAGCUGCCAUCGCAAGAUCCGCAUCGUCAUCUGCUAGCCAAGUGGCUGCAGCAGGCUCUUCGGCAGCAUACAAUGUGAAGCCCCUGCUAAAGCCGGACAACCUCUUCCAUUCUUUCACCAAUUCCCCCUCUCCCGAAAUCCGACAGCGGGCAGCCUUCAUAAAGCAGAAUGCUUUCUGCCCGCAUCCCAGUCAUCGACAGACACGCGUCCCCACAUCCCCUCAUGACUCCGAGGCCAGGAAAUCCCCCGAAGCCAGCAGCGAGAGCCAGCCGCCAGCGCACUCUAAUUUCGAGUGCCCGGACUGUGGCGUACCGAUAUAUUGCUCCGAGGGGCAUUGGAUGGAUGACUUUGAGGCACAUCUGGAAGUGUGCGACACAAUCCGGCAAAUCAAUGAGGAUGACCAUGACCUGCGGUCUCGCCGGUUCUUCUCGGAGUUUAACUACCCAGGCCUGCAGGAGGAUGAGUCGAUAGUGAAUAUGACGAAUUGGGAUACAUUUUUGUAUACCAGGCAGUUUGAUGCUAUUAAUAAUGAUAGACACAUGAGGCAGGUGACAAGGCUGCUCACGUACCCCAUUACGAUUGCGAGUGUGCUACAUGAGCUUAGCCCGUAUAAUAUUCGGAAAGGUGGUCGAUUGACCCCGGAAGGAUUAAAGAGUUUGAGCGCCCUCCGCUACACCCUCCAUCCGCCAAGAACCGGCGAGGGAGCGAAAAUGUCCGGCCUCCGCCUAAAAGCGCCCCCAGUCCGCGUCUUCAUUCUAGGCGCGCGCGCCGAAUCCUCGCUACCCCGCGACGUCUGGCUCCAACUUUCCUACCUCUUCCCGCGCGCGCUCAUAAACCUCAUCUUCAUCGGCCCGGAGAGCAUGGCGAACCGGGACGACGAGUUCCCGCUUCCCGAACGCACCCCCGCAAACCCCUUCGGCGGCAUCGUCGAAGACCGUCUACACGCGCUGAUGAAGAUCACCACGUACGUCGAUUACUUCCACACGAUGCACCAGGCGAACAUGUUUCAGCCGUACGACCCUUACUUUGACUGUUUCAUGCUCUUCCACCCUGGUUUGGGACACCCGGCCAGUUCGCACGAGUGGGAGGAGACGCUUCCGCAUCUGCUGCAGACGAAGGUGCCGAUUCUGUGCACGGGAUAUUCGGAGUGGGAUAUGCAGCGGGAUAAGGAGUGGGUGAUGGAGAAGUGUGGUGGGGAGGUUGAUUUGCUGUUGGAGCCCGGAGAGAAUAAGUUCCGGAGUCUUCGGUGGGAUUUGAAUGAUGUGGAUCCGCAUGAUGUUUCGUGUGGGAAUUGGGGGUUGUGGGGGUUUAGAGGGAAGAGGUAUGAAGCUACCUACAAGGAGGAAGGGGCGGAAUAGAACCUUUUGGGUGAUGUACGUAUAUAGUUGUAUUAAGUAUUGACUUCCUCUCUCUGUAUUAUUGUAUUAUUUCAUUUAGGGAAAUGAAGUUCCACUCAUUCAUCCUUAAGCAUUAUUAUUUUAUCAUAUAAUGGAAAAUGUUUUACGCCGCCAUUAUCCAUGUCGUCCUACCUUUCCUCAUUUUCCAAUUCCCCCUGUCUAGCAAUACAUGGGUUUCCCCAAGUGAAGAAUACCACAUGCAGUCCCCAAGGUACGGUUGAACUGUCGAUGGUCUAUCAAUGGGUCGGUCGGCUUGGACCUGCUAUCACAAUUCAGACAAACAUAUUGCCGGGGCGUUAAACGGUACAGGAUGAAUCGUAAUAGAAAUAGAACCACUAUAUACAAGAGACGGGCAAGCAGAGAGAGAAAGAAAUAAAGCCAACCCGCAGACAUCACGGCAGGGCAAGGCGAACACACGGACCAGAAUAUCGUACAUGACAGUAACCCAACCAGGUUGAACGCAAGUCUGUAACAAUAGACAUAAAAAGAAAAAGCAAAUAGGUAUCAUCCCAAGCCGCAAUUUAUCAGGCUCAAAUGCGGAUAGCAAGAAGCAAAAAGUGGGGGAUUGGGGGUGAAAAAGUGAAUAAACGUUCGUCGCAUAUCAUAUCAUAUCAUAUCAACGUCACAGCCGCAACAACCAACGAAGUUAUAAGCCAAUAGCCACCCAGUUUCGAUAGCGUAGGAGAAACAAUGGGUACCCCGCUGUUUUCCGGGAUGGACGGAUCUGGAUUUGUGGUCCCAUUGGCCAAGCUGCCAUUGA
This is a messenger RNA of Blastomyces gilchristii SLH14081, 2576 nucleotides long. RefSeq names its product Mss51p. Gene Ontology annotation, biological process: mitochondrial respiratory chain complex IV assembly. Gene Ontology annotation, cellular component: extrinsic component of mitochondrial inner membrane. The coding region runs from base 236 to 1777 and encodes 513 amino acids. The record is from RefSeq and is a predicted model, not a curated record. Lineage: Eukaryota; Fungi; Ascomycota; Eurotiomycetes; Onygenales; Ajellomycetaceae. The transcript has 3 exons.